AUGGCCCCCUGCCUUGGUCCCCCAGGCCUGCAACCGCCAGGGCUGGGGGAAGGCGAGGGGGAAGAUCGGGGGGAAGAUCCGGGGGAGGGUGACGGGGGGAAUGGGGAGGCAGGGGAAGUGGGGGAGGGGCGGCUGGGGGAGGGCAGCAGCAAUGGCGACGGGGGGAGCGAGGGGUUGGGCAGGGGAGGGGGCGUGUGGGUGUGUGAAAACCCCCAGUACGUAGAUCUCGUGGGGGUGGGCGGGGGAAGCAGCGGGGGAAGGUGGGGAAGCGGAGGAGUGCAGUGGGCAGAGUGGGCGGGGCGGGUGCAUGAGCUGGGAGGCGUGUUUGUGAGCGGUGAGGGGCGGGUGUUCAAUGCGACCCACGUGUUCCAUGCCAACGGCUGCCACGGGCUCACCCAGUUCUUCUACCCUUUCGGCACCAGGGUAACCAUCCACGAUACCCUCGUCAAUCUCCUCGUCCCAAGAGGCCACGUGGCAGCUGCUGACGUGGCAAGCAGCAGAGGCAGGAGCGGAGCGACGGUGUUACAGCUGGCACCGCUCUUGCUGCAAGUGGCACCGUUUUUGAAAGAGAACCCGGAGUUGCCUCUGCUGCUGGAGCAGGCACGGCUUCCCCGCCUGCUCGCCCCGGCAUCUCUCAACGCCACCGUCGUCGCGCCUCCUGCUGCUGACGAGCUCUACUUUGUCAGGCGCCUCAUUCAGGUGAUUCUUCAGGUGACUCAGGUGAUUUACGUCACUCAGGUGAUCCUUCAGGUGUUUUUUCACAAUAUUCAGGUGAACCAGUAA
Molecule: messenger RNA, 783 nt
Organism: Closterium sp. Yama58-4
Lineage: Eukaryota; Viridiplantae; Streptophyta; Zygnematophyceae; Desmidiales; Closteriaceae
Source: the annotation of a GenBank genome assembly